Molecule: messenger RNA, 4198 nt
Organism: Epinephelus fuscoguttatus (brown-marbled grouper)
Lineage: Eukaryota; Metazoa; Chordata; Actinopteri; Perciformes; Serranidae
Product: mixed lineage kinase domain-like protein
Exons: 11
Coding region: 232-1659 (475 amino acids)
Biological process (GO): protein phosphorylation; cell surface receptor signaling pathway
Molecular function (GO): protein kinase activity; ATP binding
Source: RefSeq, a predicted model, not a curated record
GAGUUAUGCCUCUGCUUCAAGGAUAAGAAACAUAUAUCCCGGGUGUGUCAGAGCACAGGAGCAUGAUUAACGCUCAUAGGAGGGAAGUACUGGAAUGACUUCUUCAGAGAGGAACAGGAAGUAGGGGGAGGAGCCGAGCUCUGCACAGGCCACUUUCAUUUUGACCCAGCACUCAUUCACACCACACAACUGAGACGGAUAUCUUCCAUUGACUCCCACUAACAGUUGGUCAUGGACGUCAUAGAGCCCAUCUUAUCCAUCGCCUCAGAGAUCUACGGACUUGUUGAGAAAGUAAAGGCCAAUAAGAAGCGCUGCCACCGUGUUUGCGACCGGGUCAAUGCUCUGGUGGACCUGGUGAAGUCCAUCAAACAGAUGGGACAGGGACAAAUCUCUGCUGACGUGGAGAGACCCCUCAAGGAACUCUCCGUCACUCUGAAAUUAGCACAGGACCUCAUCGAGACGUACACUAAGGCCACCUGGGUGAGGCGCGUUCUGGACUCUGGCAACCACGAAGACGAGUUCAAGACCGUGAACAGACGCCUCAAUGAUGCCUUCCAGGUCCUGUCUGGGGCUCUGCAGGUGGAGCAGGGGAACAUGCUGCGCAAGGUGUUUGAACUGAGCUCCAAAGAGGAUGAGGUGGACGGGAAGGAGGAUGACGCAGAGCUGCAGAAAUUGCUCAAGGAGUUCCAGAAGGAGCAGCAGGAGAAAAUGGAGGCCAUGAUCAAAGAAUUCGAGUCCGUCAGAAACAAUGUGGAAAAGAUUGUGGCGAUCUUGAAUAAGCCCAGAGCCACUGAUGAAGACAUCCGAAUGAUCAAACCACACGAGCUGAACUACGGAGAAUCCAAAAAACCCUUCAUGACAACAGAAACCUCAGAGGUCUACAAAGGACAGUUCAAGAAAUUCCCGGUGGCCAUUAAGAGAUACAUUGACCCUUUGAACACCAACCCAGGGGAGGUGCGAAAAAUUUUUGAAAAGGAGGUUAAAACCAUGAAGCGCUAUGAGUCACACAACAUCCUGCGAAUGUUUGGCAUCUGUGUUCAGAACGAAAACGGACCCCACCCUGAGUUCCUCCUCAUCAUGGAGUACUGUGAGAAAGGAAGUCUGCGUCAGGUUCUGGACAAGUCUGGUAGCAACCUGUCCUGGAUCACAAAAGUUCGCAUGUGUCGGGACGCAGCACGAGGACUCUACGCAUUGCACCAGGCUGAAGAAAAAUCUAAGGUUCAUGGAUGCAUCACCAGCAGCAAGUUCCUGGUAACCGAAGGCGACGAAGUCAAGCUGGGAGGUUUUGAACUGGCAAAAACUGAGACAUCACUGAGGAAGCCGAAGAAGACCAAAGAGAAGGACAGGACCCUGAGUUACACGUCUCCUGAAAUGCUCAAAGACAUCAACCUCGGCUACAGCAAAGAGAGCGAGAUUUACAGCUUUGGAAUCGUCCUGUGGGAAGUUGCAACCAGUAGGAGACCUUUUGAAGGUUUGGAAAACCAAGACAUUUAUCAGAAAGUAGGCAAAGAGAAAUACCAGGAGCCGCUCCCCGAAUGUCCUAAUGGUCUACAACUUGUGAUCGACUCCUGUCGGGACUAUGAUAGCUUCCAGAGACCUUCUGCUGGAGUGCUGGUGGAUCAACUACAAAGUGUGCUGGCAGAGUUGGAGAAGUGCUGAAACUCUUCAUCCCUCUUCCUCUCCGUCAGCAGCACUCAAGGUUUCUGGUUGCAGACAUCCUCAGGAGAAGAAAUACUAUUGUUGAAUCAUGACAGUAGCCUGUAACAUGCUGAAAACUUCUAUAUAAUCCAUUUACAAAGUUUACAAGGCACUGAAAGCAAUAUGUUUUUAUUUUAGUUUAGGGUGAUUCUGGGAUCAAGCUGUUUAAAUCAGGGAAUGAAAAAAAUCAACCUUCUUAUGUGUCUGUGUAGAAUUUUGUGGUGUUUUUUGAGCAGCAGUGUAACUGUAAUUUUUUUUUUGUUAAACGUACAAUAUGUAUCUUUGUGCUGCUCGGGGUCUCUCACUCACAACAGCCCAUGCACAUCGACCACACCACUGUGAGCAUUUAUACUUGUGCGGUGGUGUGUCUGUGUCAUUCUGCAGUUACACCUCCAAAACACUAGUUGGUGGGGAAUUUCUUUGAAAUGCGGUGAAGUUUAGUUGAUUCAAACACACAUUAAACACACAGUAAACACAUAUUAAACACACAGUAAACAUGGCUUAACGGCAACAAUUUCAAACACAAGUACACAACUCAGCUUCACUAUAACUCGCAGCAUUCACAGACAAACACUUGUCUUUAUCUGGACACAUUUUCCCCACAAAUACAACAUGCUAACGUUAUUAGCACAAGCCUAUGGUAUUUUACAUUGUAUAUAUUAGCCUAGCAGCUAGUGAACUUUUACUCUACUUAUAUGAAACCAGGGACAACAGCAACAUUUAACAAAUGUUACGUUAUAAAAUGUGGGUCCAUUACAACUCACAAGGUUCACUGACAAAAUAACUGUCUUAUACUAAACACGUUUUCCAAGCAAAUACAACAUGCUAACGUUAUUAGCACAAGCCUAUGGUAUUUUACAUUGUAUAUAUUAGCCUAGCAGCUAGUGAACUUUUACUCUACUUAUAUGAAACCAGGGACAACAGCAACAUUUAACAAAUGUAACGUUAUAAAAUGUGGGUCCAUUACAACUCACAAGGUUCACUGACAAAACAACUGUCUUAUACUAAACACGUUUUCCAAGCAAAUACAACAUGCUAACGUUAUUAGCACCAGCCUAUGGCAUUUUACGUUGUAUAAAUAAGCCUAGCAGCUAGCAGAGAUUUCCUCUGCUCAUAUGAAGCCAGGAUAAAUCACACAUAAGACUUAAAAUGCUGUUUUGUGGAGGCUUUACUGUCUUCACAAUUUAUUUAUUUUUAUCUGUGGAAUAAAAGAAAAUCAAAGUUUAAUUUCCGCUGAGGGAAAUGGUUUCAGCUUACAGAGACAGACAGGAGGUCUGCGUCACAGAGACAUGUAAUUUCAUUUCUUGGGAGGUGCAUGUCAGGCUACGCUGUAGGUGCGUCGUCGAUUCACGAAGGGAACAGGUCAAAUGUAACGAGAUGAGGAGGGGGGCUGUUAAAAAGGCCUCUAUAUUUAGUAGUCUUUGCUAUGUAGUUACUUUGUUGUGGCCUCAAGUAACAUUUCAAAAUAACUGUAGUAAUAGUGUUAGUAAAAAUUAGUAACAGAUGAACAUUUUGAUGUUUUUCCUCCCCAUUUGUGGCACCCCCUAUGGAUGACGGUGCCCAUAGCAUUCGCCUAUACUGCCUAUACCACGGGCGGCACUGCGGUCACCACUGUCUUUGUGUCUAGUUCUUUGGUCUCAUUUAUAAACAUUGUGUACCCACAAAACGAGGCCUGAAAGAGGUGCACGCCACUCCCCACCCAGAAGUUGUGAUAUAAAAACAGACUUGAUGGGAGAAACUUUGACUCAUGCUUACCAACAUUUUGGAGGGGGAAAUCGGCGACACAGAUGACGAGGUGGAAGCCUGACUGUGGAAAUUAUCAAACAUUUUUUGGCGCGCACGAUUUUUGGCUUUUGUCUGUACGUACAUUUUUAGUAUGGAUCCUACGCAUUGUUUAUAAAUGAGACCCCUGGCAACAUCCAGGAGCAUCUGAUAGGUCGACAGCGCUCUCACUAGGGUGUGAAGACACAAUAGUUCUGCUCCAUAAGGAGGCGCCAAAUCAAUCCUAAACCAGACAGGAGGGAGGCCAGUGACCAAAAACCAUGGACCAUUACAUUUCUCUGGGUUUGAACAUUGCUGGAAACAUUUGGGAUAGUAUGAGCACAUAACUCAACAACAUUUAUAACAUAGGUGUAGUCGUUUUUAAAAUGUUUUAAUGUGUAAAAGUUUAUAUCUUUAAAUGAUUGCAUGUCAGCAAACCUCCUGUUAGAGGUGUUCUGGGCAUGGGUGGAGGGAUUACAUAUCUCAUCUGGCCUGGAAACGCCUUUGGGUCCUCCAGGAGGAGCUGGAAAGUGUCGCUGGGCAGAGGGAUAGGUGGUUGAAAAUGGAAUGGGAACCAAAAAAUUGCAUGUUGAGGAGCCAGAGCUCCUGCUGGGGAAUUAGUUAUACCUGUCACACACCUGUUGUUAUUUCAGCCUUUAUAUUUACUGAAUUAAAGAGGUGUUUUAUAGAACAUAAGAGGUGAAGUUAAAGUGUUGAAAUAUGCCUAAUAAAAACCAAU